GAUCACAUACAGGGGUACACGCUCGCCUAGACGGCAUUUUAUUGACCGUUUCUAUUGCGAUAUUCCCAGUGUUAAAGGCCGCCGUAUAAAACAUUUAGCUUUACUUAAGCAAAACUCAACAAUUCGUGUACCGUUGGCGUAGUGAAACGCAUAUUACCCAGUGAUUGAUCAACGAGUGUGACGCCUUUUCUGUUCUACCUAGCAACGUAAAUAUUAAAUUGCAAUAACAAGAGAUGCGCUUUGGACGAUUCUAUUUGUCGGCUGUACCUGAUGUUUUGCGCUAAUUAGUAAUAAUUGUGUUCGUGACAUAGUCAUCGUAACGUCGCUGUUACACAACCACUCCAUUGUUUACUAAGGAAGUCGGCAGUCCGUCAGUCGCGCUCCCUUUGAAGAAUCAUAUCCGAGAAGAUGCCCACGACAGUACACGAAAAUAUAGCUCUUCUUAACAUGAUGUCCUCGGACAAUCUGGAUGAUGAUUUAAAGACUGUUCAGCUCCAUUUUCCAUCGGAGCGCCGAUUGCAAAGCGACGGCGCAUGCGUAGAAGAGAGGGUGAGAACCUCGCGUGGCGACAUCCUAGUGGCGGUCCGCGGGGACCGCAAGAAGCGUGCCAUCAUCACAUACCAUGACCUCGGCCUCAAUUAUGCCGCGAAUUUUCAAGCAUUUUUUAAUUUUGUUGAUAUGAGGGCUAUUUUGGACCAGUUUUGCAUCUACCACGUAAACGCUCCGGGCCAAGAAGAAAGCGCCCCGACUUUGCCCGAAGAUUUCGUUUAUCCGACUAUGGACGAGCUAUCUUCUCAAAUUGACUUUGUCCUCGGCCAUUUCGGCAUCAGGUCAUUCAUUGGAUUCGGAGUCGGGGCCGGAGCGAAUGUGCUAUCCCGUUAUGCAAUCAACAACCCUCACAGGGUCGACGCCUUAAUUUUGAUCAACUGCACAUCCACACAGGCGGGCUGGACCGAAUGGCUUUACCAAAAGAUAAACACGAGACAGUUACGAUCGAACGGAAUGACCCAAGGGGCCCUGGAUUACCUCAUGUGGCACCAUUUCGGGAGAAGCACCGACAAUCGCAACCACGACUUGGUUCACGUCUACAAAGAGUGCUUCUCACACAUGAACCCUGUAAACUUAUCCAUGUUAAUCGACUCGUACCUGCGUCGCUCUGACCUAGCGAUCGCGCGGGACAGUAACACUUUUAAAGUCCCAGUGCUGAAUGUAACAGGUGGGCUCUCACCACACGUCGAAGACACCGUCACGUUCAAUGGCCGCUUGGAGCCAGCGAAGACCUCUUGGCUAUGUAUCUCGGAUUGUGGAAUGGUGCUCGAGGAGCAACCGAAUAAGAUAUCUGAGGCUUUCCGAUUAUUCCUUCAAGGCGAGGGCUACUGCAGUUAGUUAUGUUUCCAAGGGAGCAUGGUUCAUGCGACGUCGACGCCGCUACAUGUUACAUAGAAGUGCACAGGCUUUCCCCACGCGAGCUUCCGUCGAGUUCGCUCUGCAUGCAUUGGAAUCGUAGGUCAAAAUUGUUAUGCCUUGUUUUAGAUGUAAUUACGAAAUACAAUAUUUAUUUUACGGCUUUAA
Molecule: messenger RNA, 1572 nt
Organism: Pieris brassicae (large cabbage white)
Lineage: Eukaryota; Metazoa; Arthropoda; Insecta; Lepidoptera; Pieridae
Product: protein NDRG3-like
Exons: 1
Coding region: 409-1386 (325 amino acids)
Biological process (GO): signal transduction
Cellular component (GO): cytoplasm
Source: RefSeq, a predicted model, not a curated record